CGGUUCCGCAGUGGAACCUGCCAUCCUGUCCCCCAAGUAGGGUUUCCGCUUCGGUGCCUCGUCUGCCUCCAUUCUCGCUCGCUGCGAGAUCCGUGCCUGAGAAGCACGAGCGCCUUUGCAUCCCCUGACUGAUGCACGCAUCUUGUCGAUGCUGCCACGUUCUCCGCCAGGGGUUUUCCAGGUACACACACUCGCCCCGCUUGCUUACGAAGAAGUCGUGGAGUUUUGAACGGUGAGUUGAGCAAGGAAGGAUGCACGGGAUAGCCAUGGACCUGAAUGUGAUAUGGUGACUGCUACGUAGCCUCUCGCAGUUAUGGUGUCGCAAUGUCCUUGGUUUUAAUAGCGUUGAAGCAAAUAGACAAGUGUCGUUUUCUGCACUCGCCGGCAUUGCGAUGGGUAUUUUUUUAAGUUCAGCACGGAGCCCAGAGCAUGAAACCUCCAUUGCCAAUAGUGAUUCAACAAAGAGGCAGCGCAUGAGUGUUGAAAAUGAACAACAACCAGCAAUUAUCCCAGGUUUACCUGAAGAGAUCGCACUUCAAAUUUUGGCCCGUGUCACACGGGGCAACCAUCCUCUUUUACGUUGUGUAUGCAAGUCCUGGUACCGUAUUCUCUCCACAUCUGAAAUCUUCAAUCUCAGGAAGGAGCUGGGUGUGAUGGAGGAGUGGUUGUACGUGUUGAUGAAGGAUGAAGAGGAUCACCUUGGAUGGCAUGUACUGGACCCUGUGGAAGGGAAAUGGCGGAAACUACCUCCCAUGCCUGAGAUAGCAAACAUUGCCAAGAAGACUGAUGCACCUGAGACAUCAUGGGGAUGGAGGAUUCCUUUGGGUCCUUUGCGAAUGAUGCGGCUUACUGGCCUUUUUGGGGGUUGGUUCCAGCGGAAGGGCUUCCUGGACAAGACACCUUUUUGUGGCUGCUCGGCGGGAGCUAUUAAUGGCAGCCUCUACGUCCUGGGGGGCUUCUCGUGGGCAAGUGCUAUGCGUGCGGUCUGGAGGUAUGACUCGCGGACGAACACGUGGGCGUCAUCAGCGGGGAUGGAAGUUGCGCGCGCAUAUUGCAAGACAGGGGUUGUGGACAACAAGCUUUAUGCUAUUGGUGGAGUUGACCGGGGCCGAGGGGGCCUAACUCCUCUGCAGUCCGCUGAGGUUUAUGACCCUGAGACCGAUUCAUGGUCCCAAGUUGCCCCGAUGCCAUUUCGUAGGGCACAAGUGAUUCCCACAGCUUUUCUCGCAGACAUGUUGAAGCCAAUUGCAACAGGGAUGGCUUCUUACAAUGGAAAGCUUUGUGUUCCCCAAAGUUUGUACUCGUGGCCCUUUUUCGUUGAUGUUGGUGGGGAGAUAUUCGACCCUGCAACGGAUACUUGGGCUGAGAUGCCAAAUGGAAUGGGGGAAGACUGGCCUGCCCGACAGGCAGGGACAAAGCUAUCGGUUGUAGUGGGCGGGAAGCUGUAUGCUCUUGACCCUACAAGUUCUAUGGAUGGGAGCAAGAUCAAGGUAUAUGACUCUGAGCAGGAUGUGUGGAAGGUUGUGUUGAAGAAGGUACCUAUCCUACUUGAUCUCAGUGACUCGGAGUCGCCUUAUCUGUUGGCUGGAUUUGAUGGAAAGCUACAUGUCAUUACAAAGGAUAUCAAUGAUAACGUCACAGUUUUAAGGGCAGAGUUGGGAGAUAACUCUCAGUCACAGAAUGCAAAGGAGUCCGUGUGUGGGUGGAAGACAAUUUCGAGUGCCAGCUUUGGCCCUGUCGAGCUUGUUGCUUGUCAAGUCCUUGAUUUGUAACAACUAAGUUCUUGGUCGGAUUCGCCAGCCCAUAGCAAGAUAAUGAUGGAAACAUCAUAGAAGUGCGCCUGUUCUGCUUAUUCCUUUUUAUGAGCUCGUGCGAUUUUAGUAUUGACCAUGUUAGUGUGAAUUCAAUUAGAGCGACUUAACGAGGGUCAUCUCUCUUAGUAAUGUAAUUAUGGAGUGACCUGUAACUGUAGAUUAUUGUUGUACAUACUUUAGCAGAUUGGUGGGCGUUAAUUGCCACCUUUAUACCAUAAGAAGUUUCCAAUAUCCUUCAAGCUGUAUAGUGUUAUUGCUUAUUGGAGUUAAGUACCUCACAUUUAGCGUGCGUGAAUUUCUCGUGAGCAUCUACUUGGAUGAUCGUCAGAAUUUCAUAUACCGUCUCUGUCAUGGAGUGCACGCACAUCCUAUUGUUGUGUAAUCAUUUUGCACAUUCUAGUGGAAUAUAACUGUUCAUGACGGACCUAUUAACGUUCA
Molecule: messenger RNA, 2252 nt
Organism: Physcomitrium patens
Lineage: Eukaryota; Viridiplantae; Streptophyta; Bryopsida; Funariales; Funariaceae
Source: RefSeq, a predicted model, not a curated record